Molecule: messenger RNA, 1140 nt
Organism: Zophobas morio
Lineage: Eukaryota; Metazoa; Arthropoda; Insecta; Coleoptera; Tenebrionidae
Product: putative nuclease HARBI1
Exons: 1
Coding region: 1-1140 (379 amino acids)
Source: RefSeq, a predicted model, not a curated record
AUGCAAAAUAAUUUUAAUAACGAGAUUAAUAAUAUUCCCGUAUUUAUAUACGGACUUCUGGAAGAAGACGAGAGACGAAAUUACAUGGGAAUUUAUCGGAAGCAGUUGCGAGAUUCUCAAAAUCCAUUCGAAAUGCCAGAAGUCGAGUUUAUAAAAACAUUUCGCUUAAACCAAGAUUUGACAAGAAUUUUAAUUGAAUGGCUGGAACCCCACGCUGGAAUUCGGCGAAGAACAACAAAACUGCCCUUUUACUUAGAAGUAUUAGCUACCCUUAACUUUUUGGGUACCGGCUCUUACCAGCAUAGUGUGGGAUCUUGCACAUGGGUUGCAAUGAGCCAACCGGCUAUUAGCCGAUCCUUAAAAAAAGUUUGUAGACUCGUUACGGGGUUAUUGAUGCCAGAGUGGAUAAAGUUUCCAACAACAAUGGAAGAGAAGACGGCAAUUAAGGGUGGAUUCUAUGAGAAAUUUGGGUUUCGUGGUGCUAUUGGGUGCAUUGACGGUACCCAUGUCGAAAUAAUAACUCCGCCUAUAACUGACGUAGAUCACCCGCCACAUGUAUAUAUCGAUAGAAAUGGGGUACACAGCAUUAACGUUAUGCUAAUUUGUGACUCCAAUUGCAAAAUUUUGGCCUGUGACGCUAGAUUUCCUGGUUCCGUUCACGAUUCAGCGAUCUUCAGGGUUUCAGAUAUUCGGAAUCAUUUGCGAAUGUGUUUUGAAAAUGGCGAUGAUACCUCGUGGCUUAUUGGAGAUAGUGGAUAUGGGCAAGAACCAUGGUUGUUCACACCUAUUCCUGUUGUUGCCCCAGGAUCGCCACAAGAAAGGUACAACCAGUUACUGCGUUCCACUCGAAAUCCUAUAGAACGCACUAACGGCAUGCUAAAGGGUCGCUUUAGAUGUCUAAUAAAGCAUCGAGUUCUACAUUUUCAUCCAGUACAGGCUGCCUAUAUAAUAUAUGCUGCAAGCACAUUACACAAUAUAGCUCUGUGGGCGAAUUUGGCUUUGGAGGAAGAUGAAAUAGUGGUAGAAAACGACGAAGGCAACGGUGAUAACGCUGUUGGGAUUGUAGAACCAGAGCAGAAUUGUUUUAAUUUAGGACGAGCUGCCCGUGAAAAUUAUAUAAGAAGAAAUAUAAUACAAUAA